This is a messenger RNA of Neurospora hispaniola, 1635 nucleotides long. RefSeq lists its product as uncharacterized. The transcript is spliced from 2 exons. The record is from RefSeq and is a predicted model, not a curated record. Bases 1 to 1635 code for a protein of 544 amino acids. Lineage: Eukaryota; Fungi; Ascomycota; Sordariomycetes; Sordariales; Sordariaceae.
AUGAUUGAGAAUCCGUUCGGGCCCCUUUGGAAGGAAGAGCAGGUUUACCAUAAGAUUCGGCAGAGGCUCUGGAGAGCAGCCGGUGUCUUUGAGGAGAAUCUCAUAGAUAUCCAAAAAGCCCUCAAGGAGUUAGAAGACAAGUUGAACCUACCUGUAGGUUCGGGUGCUGAGCCCCUACCGGAUAGAGUCAGUUUCAGAAAAGAGCUCAAGAGAUUAUCAUUCGCUCUCAAUAGGUCGGUGUAUCUGGAACUUUUGACUCGCAUUCGAGAUGGAGUGUCGAGCCUUGAGGCAUUGACCUCCCAGAACUGCGACCUUGAGCCCGAGCGGAACAAACGGUCUAACGGAAGGUUGUAUCGUCUCAUGAACUCUUUGUCAGGCGGUAUCUACCAGGCACUGUGUGCAGCCAUGAAUGCCUGCCAGUGCCCUACUUCACACCUUCUGGGCCUGAAGCUAUCAACACCUUCCUACACCAGCGUUAUACCGAACGAUGAGGAUGAAGAGGUGAUCAGGAACUUGUCAAUGAAGCUUGCAAUAUCCGAUCAGGACACCACACAGGGAAAGAUCGAUCGACCAUGGUCUUCUUUCAUGGUCAAACCUUCCAGUCGACCUCCACAAUGUCGACUUUCCACUUGCCAGCAGCCGACUGCGUUUGUGGUCCCCGAGCGCCCAACAAAACGGGCCCGGAAAACUGUUGGCUUCUCCUUCUCAGAAAUGCCAGCAAUCAAGAGCCAUGGCCUGCUGUCUCGCCACUCGUCCCGAGAGGUAGAGGUAACAGCAUCAUCAAGGUCCUCCACUCAAACUGUGACCCUUGAGGUUGUCAGCACGAAGCCGGAAACGCCAAACGAAGACAUCAUAAUGGACCUUUGUGAAUCCUUGAGACAGCUGCCCAGCCUACAAGCAAGCAGUUGUUGCGGCCAUAUCAUCGGACCAGCGGCAAUCAACGCUUCCGCAACGGAACGAUACGGUCUUUACGCAUUAGGUCAUCUGCGUCCCUCGGGAAGCUUCGGUCAAUGCUCCUUCAUAUCUCUCCAUGAAGUGUUGACCGAGCAGCUUACUGCUCCUUCCCUUGUCUAUGACGAGGACAGGCUACGACUUGCCUACACCCUGGCAUCCAGCGUCCUCCAACUGGCAGGAACCCCGUGGCUCACAACCAAGGUGACAACGAAAGACGUUUUUCUAAUCCGAUGCAAUGGCACGACACAUUUCCAGGAGGCCUUUGUCAUCAGACAACUUCCCGAAAUAUCGGAUUCGAUGCAACUUGACGUCCAACCGCUACAUUACCUCGCUGGCGGCGUGCAACCGAACCAGGGAAUGCUCUUUCUAGGCAUCAUCCUCAUUGAGAUCAUGCUCGGAACACCUUUUGACUGCUUCCGCGAGUCCCAUAUCAAACAGCAUGGUCCUUCGACGCUGGGAUCGUUUUUCUUAGAUUACGAGACAGCAAUCACGCUGCUUGGCAGACUCGAGACGAAAGGCGGUCCAAACUACAAGCGGGCUGUUGAACGGUGCAUCAAGUGCAAGUUUCCUCAACCAAAGGCAAACCUUGACGGUGAUGAGUUCAGGAGACUCGUGUAUGGUCAUGUGGUAGCGCCGUUGGAGGAGGAUUUGAAGCAAUAUUCGUUGCCUGACCUACUGUGA